Acanthopagrus latus (yellowfin seabream) is the source of this 2792-nucleotide messenger RNA. RefSeq names its product spinster homolog 3 (Drosophila) (gene spns3). Gene Ontology annotation, cellular component: membrane. Gene Ontology annotation, molecular function: transmembrane transporter activity. Gene Ontology annotation, biological process: transmembrane transport. NCBI's taxonomy places the organism in Eukaryota, Metazoa, Chordata, Actinopteri, Spariformes, Sparidae. The transcript is spliced from 13 exons. The record is from RefSeq and is a predicted model, not a curated record. Bases 702 to 2276 code for a protein of 524 amino acids.
AAACAGCAUCUCUUUUCUUAGCUGUCUGUGGGAGUGCCCCAAUUAGAUUAUCUUCAAAUGUAUUUUAAGGCGCAUAAUUGUUACGGAGUCCAAGUCACAAGUUAGUUUGAUUGAUGGGCAGUACCACUUUUCAGUUAUCCAAUACCUAGUAUGUGGCACUGAUCACCACAAUGUAUCAGAGGCAAGUAUCUCUUCUCAAAAAUACUAAUGACUAAAUAGAAGACAGAGCUGUAGCCACAAAAAGUCACAACACAUUCAUCUAUAGCUCACCACCUCGCACCCACACACACAUCGCCUCCUUCCCUUUUGUCCGUCUGUUGUGUGAAUUGGGCGCACAAAGCUAUUUAAAGUUAUCAAAGAGUCGGGCGAGCAGCAAAAUGAAACCUUUUGAACAUAACUGUCUGGUUCCCUGCAUAUCAUGUGCGAGAAUGAACAUGAAAGGUGGUGGGGGUUGGUAUUUGACUUGUUUACAGCAUUGCAUAAGUGAAGAUCUGUGUGAAGAGCAUAUGACCAGCCCCGAGUGGGCUGUUCCCUUUUGCUAACUCAAUAUCUCCUGAGGCAUGUCAGAGCUGAGGCCUCUGUUUGCUUCUUCAAGCCUCAGGGACACACUCUGAGCCAACGGUCUCUGACUAUGGAAUGAAGGGAGAACAUCGCAGAAGCGGGACCCCAUCGACAAGCACGUGAGGAGAGAGCUGCUCACCAUGGAGCCAAACGGAUCAGUGUCGCCCCCCAAGGACAGGCCGAGGCCUCGAUGGAGCCGGUGCUCCAGCUCUGGUCUACGUUACGGCUCUUUCGUAAACAGCCUCUCAUCACUCGCGGCAGCGGAGGAGGUAGUGCACAAAUCACCUAUAUCGCCUCGACGCUCCUACAUAGCUGUGGCCGUGCUCUGCUACGUCAACCUGAUCAACUACAUGGAGCGGUACACAAUAGCAGGCGUGCUCAUCAACAUUCAGAAGUUCUUUGAUAUCAGUGACAGCGUGGCUGCACUUCUGCAAACAGUCUUCAUCUGCAGUUUCUUACUUCUGGCCCCCCUCUUCGGUUACCUUGGGGACCGCUACAACCGGAAGUACAUCAUGAUCGCUGGUCUGAGCAUCUGGCUCGUGACUGCAGCCAGCAGCUCUUUUGUCAGUAAAUGGCAAUUCUGGCUCCUGAUGCUGCUGCGAGGCAUGGUCGGGGUCGGAGAGGCCAGCUACUCCACCAUUGCUCCAACCAUCAUCGGUGACCUUUUUAGCGGGGCUAAACGGAGCGCCAUGAUCUGUCUCUUCUACAUCUUUAUCCCUGUCGGAAGUGGUCUCGGAUACAUAACAGGAGCAGGGGUCGCUAAUGUAGCAGGGGACUGGCGCUGGUCCCUCAGGAUCACACCCAUCCUGGGUGCAGGGGGACUCAUCUUGUUGACCCUCUUAUGCCCCAACCCACCCAGAGGUGCUGCUGAAACCCAGGGAGAGGGAGUUGCAAUGCAGAGCUCUUACCGCGAGGACGUCAAGUAUCUUCUGAAAAAUAAAAGUUACGUGUGGUCGACGCUGGGAGUGACAGCGACGGCCUUCCUCGUCGGAGCGCUCGGUUUCUGGACGCCUGCUUUUCUGUCCAGAGCUCAGGUCUUUCAGGGGCUCCAAAAGCCAUGCGAGAAAGAGCCCUGCAACCCCAUAGACAGUUACAUCUUCGGAGCUGUGACGGUGGUGACGGGCAUUCUGGGAGGGUGUCUCGGCACGGUUUUGUCUAGGUGGUUCAGCAAGAAGAGGUCGAAUGCGGACCCACUCAUCUGUGCAGUGGGCCUCCUGGGAUCAGCCCCCUGCCUCUUUAUCGCCAUCUUUGUGGCGACAGCAAGCAUUCCCACCACUUACGUAUUCAUUUUCCUAGGUGAAGUACUGAUAUCACUGAACUGGGCCGUCAUGGCUGAUAUACUGCUGUACGUUGUCAUUCCAACCAGAAGGGCCACAGCCGAGGCUCUCCAGAUUUCAGUCUGUCAUCUCCUGGGUGACGCUGGGAGUCCUUACCUCGUAGGAUUGAUAUCUGAUGCCAUCCGCAAACAACAACCUGACACUCAUGGCUGGAACUUCCAAAGUCUGAAGUACAGCCUGCUGGUCUGCGUAUUCGUUGGGGCCCUGGGCGGACUGUUUUUCCUCUUGUGUGCCCUCUUCAUCGCUGACGACAGGAAGGCCACUCAAAGACUUGUUGAAGGAGAUCCUCCACCUCAGCCUGGUCCUGCCGCACCUCAGCCCUCUGAGCCCUCUGAGCCCUCUGAGCCCCCCCUGGAACUCAGCAACCGGGAGAAAUGAGCACUGCUGAACAAAGGCAGCCAUGCUGUCAAUUUAUCUGUAAAUAUUAGAAGUGAAGUCAAAAUCCACUGUUGUCACGGACAGCAGGAUUUUGGAGUCGACUUGAAGAGGUCCGUUUUCAUCACUUCGCUGCCGCACGCUGAUGACAAACGGAGAGAAAACUGUUCAAUUCGCACAGUCGGACUUUUUAAAAAAAAUAUUCAAUUCACCUUCUCUUAAGUAUGCAUUGUAAUUCCUAUAGUUGAAGUCAGUUUUAUUGUGUACAUCCCAAAGUAUUGAAUCCCAAAGUUCAAAGAGCUUUACGACUGUUGGACCACUGGAUCCUCGAUUCAGAUAAGAGAAAGCUCAUUCAAACAGGAGAAACAAAAGAAGAAACUGUGCAGACAUUUUGACAGAAUCAGUUCAUAAUUUAUGGCAGUAUUACCUCACCCUCUGGUGCACUGUGCAGUGUUGAAAAGUAAAUGCCUAUAUUUUCAGAUUUUUUUUUUUACUUCUAAAUAAAUGUUGAAGAAAAUA